CUGCGCCGGGGCCCGGAGCCGGGCGGCCGCGAUGGCCUGCGCCCCGGCCCGGCCCGCUGGCCGCGCGUCCACGGCGCGCUGCGCCCCUUCGCGCCGGGCGAGCCGCUGGAGGACGCGGACCCCGGCGCGCACGCCGCCCCCCGGCAGAAGCGGGACGCCAACGCCAGCGCCUACCGAGGCAAGAGGUGCCGCAUGGAGUCCUGCUUCGACUUCACUCUGUGCAAGAAGAACGGCUUCAAGGUCUACGUGUACCCGCAGCAGAAAGGGGAGAAGAUCGCCGAAAGUUACCAAAACAUUCUCGCGGCCAUCGAGGGCUCCCGGUUCUACACCUCGGACCCCAGCCAGGCGUGCCUCUUUGUCCUGAGUCUGGAUACGUUAGACAGAGACCAGUUGUCACCCCAAUAUGUGCACAAUCUGAGGUCCAAGGUGCAGAGUCUGCACUUGUGGAACAACGGGAGGAACCAUUUGAUUUUUAAUUUAUAUUCCGGCACGUGGCCCGACUACACCGAGGACGUGGGGUUUGACAUCGGCCAGGCCAUGCUGGCCAAGGCCAGCAUCAGCACCGAAAACUUCCGGCCCAACUUUGAUGUGUCCAUCCCCCUCUUUUCUAAGGAUCAUCCCAGGACAGGAGGGGAGCGGGGCUUUUUGAAGUUUAACACCAUCCCUCCUCUCAGGAAGUACAUGCUGGUCUUCAAGGGGAAGAGGUACCUGACGGGGAUAGGGUCGGACACCAGGAAUGCCUUAUACCACGUCCACAACGGGGAGGACGUGGUGCUCCUCACCACCUGCAGGCAUGGGAAGGACUGGCGGAAGCACAAGGACUCCCGCUGCGACAGAGACAACACGGAGUACGAGAAGUUUUACGUUUCCAUGAACAUUGGCUUUAGUGUCUUCAACAUGAGUCUGUGAAUGACCUUGCUCCCUUGCUCCCAUCACGAGCUU
Molecule: messenger RNA, 942 nt
Organism: Carlito syrichta (Philippine tarsier)
Lineage: Eukaryota; Metazoa; Chordata; Mammalia; Primates; Tarsiidae
Product: exostosin-1-like
Exons: 2
Coding region: 193-909 (238 amino acids)
Cellular component (GO): Golgi apparatus
Molecular function (GO): glucuronosyltransferase activity; acetylglucosaminyltransferase activity
Source: RefSeq, a predicted model, not a curated record